Messenger RNA from Pocillopora meandrina, 10717 nucleotides. The record is from the annotation of a GenBank genome assembly. Lineage: Eukaryota; Metazoa; Cnidaria; Anthozoa; Scleractinia; Pocilloporidae.
AUGAAAUCUCGCAGGAAAUACGGGCAGCUUAUCGAGUGGGACGUAAAAGAUGAACUUCAGAAUUUUACAAACGUGAUCAAACAUUGGCACGAUAAGGAAAGAGAUUUUGACUUUGCUUCUGGUCGAUCAAAGACCGGAAAAACCCUUCACGAUUUUACGCAAAUCGUUUGGAAGAAGGCCAAAAAGGCCGGCUGUGGUCAGAGCGAAAUAUUCGGCUCAAAGUAUUAUGUGGUGUGGAUGGAUUCUGAUGGUGUUGUGAGUCCGAAUAUAGAAGUUGAUGAAACAAAUAUUGGAUCUCCCAAGAUGGUACGUCGGGUCUUCUAUUAAAAAAAAAAGAUUCUAUGUUAGCGUGCGUUUGUUUAGUGGAUCACAGAUGACGUCAAAAUAUGGUAAGAACAAGAAAGUGGCGCACGAGGCGCAGCCGAGUGUGUCACUGAUGAUCUUACCACAUUUUGAGGUCAUCUGUGACCUAUUGCUAAACCGAUCCACGGAAAUGCGGAAUCUAUCUGUUAUAUAUGAUAAAAAAAGCGAACUGCUGCUGAUGGUUACGUCAUCUAUGCGUUUGUACUUUAAUAGAUCAUGAAUAAGAAUGAAUCAGAAUGCGUAUACAAUUCAGCUUAUCGCAUAAAUCGUCCUUUUCGACCCAAAACGAUGACUUCCGUCGUUUUAGUACUAUUUGCAAAAAGGUGUUCGCAAUGUAUACAAUCCUUUACAUAAUAUCUUGAGAGAACUUAAAAAAAUGAGAUUAUUCCGAAGAUUAUAAUGAAAAUAAGUGUACCUCAUAACUUACGAAGUUUAAAUUGAAUUAUUUGUGUUUCACGUGCAAACCUUGUCCAUAAUUAAUCUGUUUUAGAACGAUCUUCACUGGUUCGAACGAGCUAAUCAGUCGACUAAAAGGAAAUCUACUCAUGUAGUGCCAUUAAGACCACAGGACGCAGAUUCCUCAACAAGGGGUCGUGUGGAGCCUGAAUCGCCAAUAAAUGCUUUGAGGGGUGGUGGUGAGCAAGGCAAACCUGCUGGUCACCCUGAUUUGAAUGAAGUUCGAGAAGAGCAAAAGGUGUUGAAUAACAAUGCUCUUUUGAAACAAUAUCUAUUUCAUGACACCCUUAACAAUGUGGUAUUGAAUGAAAAUAAGGAAACUGCUAGUUACCACGUAGUUCCUGGAGCAGAAGACGGCGCCAACUGGCAAAAAGGAGCAGAAAGCCUAAUACAGCUAGAUCAUGACAAGGGGAAUACGAACCAUACCUCACCCACUCAUGGCAUGACGUCGCUAGACAAUACACCGACGUCAUCUAGUAAUGGUAUGACCUCUCCGAUUAGAGAUGGGGAAGACGAUGAUAGUAAACAGGCGGCUAGGUUCCAAUCCCUGGUGAUCCAGGACGAUGACAUGCUGACAAAAAGUGAAGAAGACGGCAACGGAACAGUCUCCACGGAAGCCAGCGAUAGCGACGAUAUCGCGGAAGGGGAUGAGUAUCAGCAGGCAGCAAUCCAGUCUAUGAUGAAGCAAGAAGACGAUAUGAUACAGAAUGAAGAGCCUGCAGAUGACGAAGAGUUGUCAGGAGGGACUCCUCCACCAGGCAAGGCAACAUUUGGAACCUCAAACAAAGUGGCACCAAACGAUGUCAAUGGCAAAAGUUAUUCAAAACCCUCUACAAAAUCAAAUGAAGCUUUUGUAAUCAAUAUAACCGAGGAUCAUCAGGGAGAAGACGGAAAAUCGUUCUAUACAUCAGGUGUGGCCCUCAAUAAUAAUCCCAACGAGACGAACACAUUUACUGCAUCAAAUAACAAACCUGCUCUUGAUUUAUUUAAGGGUAGCGCUAAUUCGUCUCUUCGCAAUGAUGAAAUAAGGAACCAGUCAACGGCAAGCAUCCGGCCAGGGACUCCUCCUGGUUCGCUUUCGAAAGAAAGGCAUGGCAGUGAUGAGAAUGAAGAUCAAACAAAAGGUAGAAUGCAAACAUCAGGAAAUUCCUUAUUGAAGAAUAACAAAACAAUAAACCAGAUAAAGGUAAAUUCUUCACAAUCUGCCAUAUUAAAUUAUCACAACCUGUCAAAUCAAGAGAAAACAAUGCAACAAUCUAAAUCAAAAGAGAAUUCUCCGACAAGCUCGGUCAGCAUAAGCUCUAAUUCAAGCAAUGAUAUGGAGCAAGUUGUAAAUAUGGCUUCCACUCCAAAGGCAUCAAGCUCUCAGGGGAAACUAAUACCUGGUGAGAUUCAAGCUGAGAAAAAGCCCUUUUCGUCGAAUAUGCGACCGCGACUAACUUUAACAGAAAUGAUUACACCUGGGGUGAAAAUUAAUCCUGUCGAGAAUUCCCCAUCUAUCCCUCAAACACAUUACACACCCGGACCUUUAGAACAAACAGUAACAGCAUUAGUCAGCCACCUUCCAACAUCUGCGGCCUCAGGAAGUCAGAAAACUGAACAAUCGAUGCUUACAUCGGGCACAAAACCACACAAUGGUCAGUCAACUGAGUCAAAUACUGCGAUUCAGUCACCUGUUGCCAACAGCCUCGAUGCCAGCUCACAUGACUCUGAUCUUCAUCACGUGAAUUCACCAGCUCUGAUCACUUUGCCGAAUUCCAGUAGCCGGCCCAUAAAGCUCGUUUUCCAUGUUCAAGAUAUGAAGUCAAAAGGGGUGUCGCCAAACACUCAGAUUAGUGGGUCCCAGGGCAGCGAUGACAACCAGUCAGCAUCUGUGUUGAAUGUUGCCGCAGAUAUGGUGAACAAUGAAGGUAAGUAAGUUUCUAAGUACGUAUUAAGAAAUAAAAGUGGGGCUAAAGAGUGAUUCCAAUCAAUGUGAUCCUGUCUUUGUGAAAAAUAUGUAAUGAUUUGUAAUAAUUAAGUGAUCCGGCAUCCUUCCGAUUGCCAAUAUGACCUUGGUAUAGGACCCACUCUCUCCCAACUAGAAAUAUCUUCCACGACGUCUGCGACAGACAAUGGCGGGGCAGUUAUCUUUUAUCAAAAAAAAAAUCGAAGACGACGAAGAUAUUUACAAAAGAAGUAAAGUUUUAUGCAAUUAUUUAUUAUCUAGCAAAACCUUGGUUUGCACUCGAAGUUGUUGGCGUUCAAACUGGUGCACAUUAAUAUCAAUGACUAUUAACAAUUACAUUCUAGCACCUAAAAAGAACAUGACUAACCAGCGAUUUAUCUGUCCAUCGUAUCUUCAGAAUGUCACGAUGACACCUUACAAUGUCACCUUUGGGCUCACCAUGGACACUGUAGAGGAACUGCAUACGCAGAAUUUAUGAGAAGACAUUGUAAAGCUACCUGUGGAUAUUGUGGUAAUUCUAAAAGCAUUAUUUUAAUAAUAAGAGCAAAUUUCAACCGUACAACUACUUACAAUCUACUUACACAAUACUUAGCUUCACAGCUUUGAUUUAACGGCCUUAGAAUAAACACGCUAUGUAACCUGUUACUUACCCGCUUCAUAGCUUUUAGCUUGUGUGAACUUAACAGAACGACACAACUCUUUCCUUUGUCACUGCCAUUCUCACCUUGAACUAGAUUUUCCAACUUUUCACUUGACACCCUUGCCCAUCCUGGCUUCAAUCCUCUUCAAACUGUCUCAGGCGUUUCCUAUUUUCUUCACCCUUUGGUGCUCAGGCCAUAGCGAAGUGACGAAGGUUACUAUAGCUAAGAAAUAUGAUUAUACGGAUAGGAAUCGAACUCUUUGCUGGGAAUCUUACCCAUAUAUGUUGAUAUUUCAUGAAGCUGUUGCCAAAUGUGAUAAAAAGACAAAGAAACUCACGAGACACUUUUCAUGGCAAGGCUUUGAUAAAUGCUGCAGAAUGUUCUUUCUGGUUGUAGGUCUUCCUUCGGUCAUCAAAGAAAGUGAAAAUCACAAAAAAGCCCAAAGUGUGGCCCAAGAUGGUAAGUGUUGGUUAAUUCAUGAUGAAUUAAGGGUAACAGUGCUUGAUAUCACUCAUUCAUUACCCACUGAACGAGAGGUAUUUCUGUGUUCGCAACGUGUAACUGUAACUUCAGUUGUACCACGUAAACUCUAUUACAAAAUGAUGAAGGUCACCGCACCUUUAAAGGGUGACCUUACCAGGUACCAAGUAGCGUAUUAUGAACUGGUCUCAGAUUCAUCAUCACCUCUAAGAGGCACCAACUCCUGAACAGCUAAUAAUGCCUCUCAUACGUGUGUGGGAUCACGAAUCACUACUCCUGAAGUUGCAAAGCAUCCUUAGUGACAUAUAACCGGUGAUUCUAUUUCAAAGAAGGUACUUCGAUCACUCCAAUCACAAUAUUUUGGAAUUACUAUCCCUCGGGACUUUAUCUCUGCUCAGGUUACUCACUACUUCUUGAAAAGAUGCAGCGUACUGAUUUAUCACUAAUUGUAGAUUAUUUUCUUAAGAACCCUGCCAAGAUAUGCCUAAAUAUCAAUUUAGCUGUCCUAGAUGGCAAGCUCAAGGCUAUUGUGAAAAGAAAGAAAAUGAAAUGAAAAUGGUUUGUAAAAGGACAUGCGGUUUCUGUGGUAAGUAAAUGGUUCGUUAAAAGCGAGACCCUUACAAUCGAGAAUAGGAAAAGUAGGUUACCCUCGCAAACUAAAAUUUCCCAGUAAUCAUGCAUCUCAUUUCAUGAAACACUCGGCCACAUUACGCACUUGCAAAACCAAAAAUAGGUCUUAGUCUGCCACCUACCUAAAACUGUAACUUUCAAAUACUUUAUAAUAAUUGUUGUACCAGAAGAAUGCUUCCUAUUGUCUUUAAUGAUUCUAAUGCGAUAAUGGAUCUGUACAACUAAUUGAUCGCAGGACGUUACUUAUGAUGAGAUGAAUCAGAAAUAUCCCUCCGCCCUUUUCCUUGACAACCGCGUUUGACAAGUACGCUUUGAAAGAAAAAAAAAGGCACUGGUGAAAAUGCGCCUUUAGAGUCAUAAAAAGCCGAGAAACGAAUGUACUAUAAAUCAUCUAUGCAAAUAUUUCAAUUUCAAAACGAUGAGUUUGUCAUUCAUAAAUACCUUUUGUUUUGCUUUCAUUGCAGUAGCCGAUCCAGUACACGCACCUAAUGAAGCGGUGGUAUCUCAACAUUCUCCUCUACAGGCUAACACGGGUAACACUAACACUGCUAAUGUUAAAGCUCCACAAUUGUCAAAGCCGCCGGCAUCAUUACCAGAAAAGCCCACUGAAAAUAACAUAUCAAAUGAUCAACUGCAUUUAACACCACAGUUUGAUGAUCAAACUAUAAACAUAACACCCCUGAAAGCAAAAGUGUCACUGACAACGUUAUCAGAAAAGGCAAAUGAAAAUAACAUACUAAAUGAUCAACCUCGCUUAACACCACAGUUUGAUAUGCAAACAAUAAACAUAACACCCCUGAAAGCAAGGAUUUCAUUGACAUCAUUACCAGCAAAGUUUGAUAAAAGUAACAAAUUAAAUGACCAACCUAAGCUAAAACAACAGUUUGACAUGCAAAACAUAGAAAUUACACCCCUAAAACCGAAGAUUUCGUUGAUUAAAGUCUUCGAGCCAUUUGUAGGAUCACUUACUAAAUCCAACUCUACGAAUACCACAGAGGCUUCAAAGACAUCAUCUAAGUCUUCCCAAGACAAGCAUCUUACUAAAGAAACAGAAAGCUCACCCUCCAAGAAUCAGGAUGACCAAAUUCUUACAGUUGGCGCAAAAAAUAUUCACAAUUUUACUCUAAAAUCCGUUGGUCAGACCCUCGUCCAAAAAAAUAGAACCUCACUUUUGGAUCAGAGUGGUCCUAACACACCAAGUUCUUUGCCUCGUGAGCAGGGCGUGCCCAUCGAGCUUAACAACUUUAUAAAAAGACCCAUUAAAUUUGGUUUGUCUCAUUUAAAUGGAGCAGAACUUCAGUCAAGUCUAUUUCCUGCUGGAAACAGAGUUAACAGCCAAAACUAUCGAUCACAGGGAGAAGACAACUUGAUUAUGGAAGGUAUCGAGGCACUAAAACACAGGCUGCAAGCUCCGGUGCACAUAAGUGCUGUGGCAAGGAGUAACCCAGCGUGUGGGCAAAGACUCUGCAAGGAAAAAGUAAAAACCCAAGAAGCAAAAACUAGAGAAACCAUAGGAGAUCAAGGUGGAAAAUAAAUAUUUACUUGAUGACUGGGUGUGGUGAACUGGGUGGGAAAAUAUUCGGCUCAAAGUCGUGACGUAAGGACCGAGCGCAGUUAGCUCCUUUAAACUGAAUAUUUUCCAGUCCAACCCGACAAAAUUAAUCAAUAAGCAUUUUAUCAUAUGACCUUCGCUCAAGCCAUCGCGUACGACAGGGAUUUUUUAAAAAUAUUUUUCAAUUUAAGCUCUCGAGGGGCCUUAUAGGUCACAAGUGAUACUCUUAAAAAUUGGAAAGAUGUUUGAAAAAAUCUUCUUUAUAGCCAAUGUGGUCUGCAAACAGUUAUGGAUAAUUUCAGAAUAAUCCUAAUUAUUGAUGUGAAAAGUCGUCGGAAAAAGUGAUUAUUUAUAUUCAAAUGGUUCGCCUUAUAGUUAGUUUCAUCAAGAUUGAAGAAGUAGAAAACUUCCAUUUAAGACGCUAUUUUAAAAAAAUUCAACAAUCACUGAAACUUAAUCUGUACUUAAAGUUGAGGAAAUAUUUAUUAAACUUAUUUUCCUUGUAUUAUUUAGCACUGGCUGACGUUGCAGCUGCUCGCAAGACUGAAGAGAAACCCGUCUCAACAACUGGUAAUGGUUGAUUUGAAAGGAAUUUUGUUAUUAUUUUUUCUUAUCCUUGGUAAAUCCAAUAAAAAAAAGUGAUUCUUUUGAAUUGUUGGAUAUCAACAGUGGCUAUAUCAUAUGAUUUUGAAAUGUUCUUGCUAAGUGUUAAAAGGAUUAUUUAACUUAUGCAUAGUAAACUAUUAGUUUUGUAGUCAUUACCAAAGAGACACUCUUACGCUUUAUGACGUAUUUCUUCAAAUCACCUCCAAAAACAUCCGUCAAGAACAAAUUCAAGAGAGGAUUUUGAAGAGCAGAAAUGCAAAAUUAAUAUUUUUAUUUUUCAUUAUCAUAACCGUAUCCGUGAAAAGGUUUGUUUGUUGGGUUAAAAUUAAUCAGUCAUUAAAGAAAGAUAAUAAGAGAACCGUCAAAUCGCCCAAAUGGUUUGGUUUCGAAUUCUCAUUCAAAAAUAAAGUCGCGAUUUUCCUAGUAAAAUACUAAGUGUCUUGGUCUAUGCCAGAAUAAAAGUUUAAAAUUACGUACGUAGGUCACAACCUCAGCCAUUGUUUAUUUAAGGUUGUAACAGCUCGUGUCAACAAGAAUGUCUGGCGGCUCACAACAGAUAUCGUUUAAACCAUGGCGCAUCACCCUUGAUAUUGGACCAAACAUUAGCUGAUCAGGCUCAACAGUGGGCUGAUAAAAAAGUGUUUAAACAUUCCCCCUGGGCAGGGGGGCAGGGUGGGGAGACAAUCGCGCUGGGUAGCCUUUACCCUUCGUUCACUGCUGCAGUUAAAGCUUGGCACGACGAAGAGAAGGAUUUUGAUUGGUCAACUGGAACUGCCAUCGGAGAUAUGAAAGUCAAUCACUUUACUCAGGUGUGGAUGUGAAUGUUUUCUAUUUCUACAAUUUUCAAGCUUAAGAUAUUUGAAUGAAGCCAAAAAGAGACAGCAGUUUAUCGUUUUGUCGGUCUUUCCGUGUGGCAUUUUUAUUCAUUGUUUCGCGUACAGUCAAACCUGUAUACUAAUCGGCUAACCACGGGGAAUGGCGGUAAUGUACAAAAAAGGGUGAUGUAAAAAACGAUAAAAAACUGCUUUUUUACGCCAUAAUUGACCACUUAUACAACAAAGACUCACUCAAAAAUACUACUGACGUUGAUUUCGGGGAGGGAUGCAUGGGUUAAAUUUACGUCAAAUAUUAUUAUUAGUUUUAUUUGAGUGGUUCCGGUUUAAGUGACCGUUAACUACGGGUGGAGGAUAACACGCUUAAUAGAGAUGACCGUUUAAUAGAGGCAAAAAUGACAGUGAUUGAAGGGAAAGGAAAUUGGGGACUUUGACAACCGACCGCUUAGAACAGGGUGGCCGCUUAAUACCGUGCUGCUUUGUACAAGUUGGACUGUAUUUCCCCGCGUGACUGUCUUUACCGCCGAGGCUCGCCAGUCAUUUUCAUGUAAAAUGAUGUGGACAAGUUUUUACUUCAAGAUAUAAAUUAUUGUCAUAAAGGUUGAUGUAAUGGGAAUUCGUAGCUAUCAUCAUUAACUAGUGUGGUGACCCCAUUUUUAUAUUAACCUUCGAAUUUCAAUAAAACGAUAAAAAGCCAUAAGGUAAAGCCUAACGAUAACUUCAUUCCUCGAUUCUAUUUCAGAGAUUAAAUCCGAAUGAUGUAGCAUGAAUUAAAUUCCUCAAUGGGAGAAAUAAGAGGUCAAUGUUUCGUUUGAUUUUGUAGGUUUAUUAUUCGGGUUUUUUAAUUUCUAGGUGGUUUGGAAGGGAGCACAUCUACUUGGAUGUGGCAAAACUAUUGUGAAUGGCGAACCAUAUUACAUUGCACAAAUGGAUACCCCAGGGGUCAUAGCGGGCGUACCAGGUUUUGACAAGUCCAACGUAGGUGAACCAAAGGAGGUAAGCAGUGAAUCAUAGGGGAGGGGAGAGGAGAAGGUCUUGCAUAAACCUCAAAUGAAAUGAUUUUGUAGAUGCGACACACGAAGCUUAGCCGACAGCACCAAAAAUGCAACAGGACACGAAAGGCUAAGUAAUAUUAUAAGUGCUAAUACUUUUCAAAUCUCCAUUGUAAAUUCUAGUUUUUGUCAUCAUUAUGGUAAUCGUAAUUGUCACCGUUACUUUUAUCGCUAGUAGUGUCAUUAUCGUUGUAUUUUUCGUCUUUCUUGUUGACGUCGUCACAAUCAGUGUUAUCGUCUUAACUUUAACUUUAUUGCGAUUAUAGCCAUCGUAUUUUCUGUCGUUACCGUCAACCUUCUAAGUAAUGACGUCCUCAUAGUUAUAAAAAUAACAGUAACAAAAGAAACCAUUAUGGCAGUGUUUUACAGCUAUAGCGACGAUGUUUAACUAUGACGAAGCAAUUACGGUUUACAACGUCUUUAUCGAUAACGGCGUCGCUUACUAUAAUAGAAAGAAAUCAACGUCGUAGUAUCUAUUUACGAUUCCGUGUAAUGGAUCAAUAUCAGUAUCUGGGAAAUUGCCCACUUACCCCUCCCCUAACUCAACAACAGUCAACUGAUAACAAGCUAGGGUUAAUGUUGGGUUAGGGGAGGGGUAGGUGGGCAGUUGCCCAGAUAUUGAUAUUGAUCCCGCGUAAUUCUAACUCUCCUUGAUCAUGAAGUCGUUUUUGUUAACAGCAUCAAUGUACUUUACGUUAUCGUUGUCAUCGUUCUCGGCGUUCUUUUCAUUGGUAUUAUUGUUUAGUAGGAAAAUAUGAUUGUGUUGAAGUCUAGGUUUCUUCAUUCAACUGAUUAACUUGGGUAAUAAUCAUUCCUUCUUCGUCUAGCCUGAUCUAAACUGGUUCAUGGACAGUUCGCCUUACUGGAAAGAAAUGCAAACUAAGGAUGCCAUCCCCAAGAACAUCGAGCAUCGAAUAUUGUGAUCGCAGUAACUUUCCCGAAAUAUGCAACGUGUGGGAAAGAACUUGUGUUUUUAAGCAACCGAGAAGCGGAGUAAGCGUAUUAACGUUGUGUGUUACUACUGACGCAUCUGCGUGAACAAUUGACACAGUGAUGAGGCGAAUGGCGAGGACAAUAAUGAUCUAGACAUGAACUUGCAGUAGUCUUAAGAAUUUUCGGGAGAAGCUCGAUGUUUUGCGCUCCUUAGUGGUGCCAGAUCUCCUCUUCAGCGUCACACGUUAAGACGUUGCCCAGUCCAAGUAGAAAAGUCUACAUUUGUUUUUGAAGUUCCUGCUCUCAGACUACACAAAAUUUAAACAAUACCACGUUGUUUUGAGGAGGACAGCUAACAAGGAAAUUUACAAAGUUUUAAUACACACUUGAGAAUUCUUCUUGAUCUAAAUCGGAUCUUUUGUUUCAUCGCGAGUUGUUGUUGACGUCCUGUUUUGCGAGAGGUUCCUAUUGCCCUGGAAUGACGUAUCCUGGUCAUCGAAAAACGGAUAUUACCAUGGACAUCGUAAACUUAGAAACAAACGAUAUAUGGUGAUUUGUAGAAAUUAUUCGACUGUAAUUCAGUAAUUUGAACGGGGGCGGGGUAAAAUUUGAACGUGUGAUCUGAUCAUAAGGGUGAAGGUAUUCCUGAGAAGGACUGAUGCCGAUUGUAGCGAUUGACGUUUCGAGAAUGUUAGAGUCGCAGUUGAGUGACAUCCGCUGAGGUUUUUACUCUCUUUUCUUUUGAGGUUUUCCAAACGUCAGUCAACUACUAUAGACAACAGUAGUUCCCAGGACUUUCCUCACCUGGACGAUCAGACGACACGAUCAGAAAUUACACUCUUGCACGAAUUUUAUGAUGAGGAAAUAUAUUUAUUUCCACUGAAAUGUGAUUACCAUAUAUACAUUUCAAUUAAGGAAUGCGUUUCUUUUCAUAAUCGCUUUCUUUCAGCAAGUGAUGGUCCUCUGAUGACUAGAAAAAAACUGAUUUGUUUUGACUAAGAUAUAAUUCCCAUGUAUCCACGAAAAGAGAACUUCAUUACAUUUGUAUGACAUAUCCUCGUAAUUACAACAAAUAAGAUGUAGGACGAUGUCGGACGAUUGGUGCAAAUCAAGAGAACAUGCUGCUCUCCGCCGUAAAUCCUACGGUUGAAAAAAUACUGAAUUUGAUUGACAUAUAGUUUCUUGUUUUUUGUUUCAAAGUUCAAAAGAUUCAUCGUCCGUGG